Messenger RNA from Lepisosteus oculatus (spotted gar), 1035 nucleotides. The record is from RefSeq and is a predicted model, not a curated record. NCBI's taxonomy places the organism in Eukaryota, Metazoa, Chordata, Actinopteri, Semionotiformes, Lepisosteidae.
GAGCGAGCGAGAGCGUGAACGAGCGCCCGUCGCUCGGCCGUUCAUUCAUUGCAGAGGGACGGCGCGCCAAGCGCACACGCACAACAGCGGCUGAUUGAUUGAUUGAAUCGAGGAGGAAAAGAAAGAAAGAGACAAGACGAGGUUUCCAACCGCUGCUGGGUUUUUUUUUUCCUCCUGCCGCACGCUUCUUCUCUUUUUUUUUUCCUCCGUGGUUUUGGUGGUGGUGGUGGUGGGGGGGGAGAUUUGAUAAAUGCUUCCAAAACAUGCGGCGCUGCUGCUGCUGCACCAGCCCCGCUGAAGAGGCAGAGGAGAGAGCGCAGAUUUAAAAGCCCGGGGACCGGGAAUUAAAGCAAUCAACAACAACAACAAAAAAAAAAACACACAGGCGCAGGGAAGGACCGGGAAAUCGAGGCUGUAGAUUGCAGGGUUUUGGGGGGCUUUUUUUGUUGUUGAGGGGGUGCGCAGCGGAGCCUGAAGAGGGACCCCCUCCCUCCCUCCCUGCCUGCCUGCCUGCCUGCGCUCAUCUCUCCCCGUUUCCUCUCCUUUCUUUCACCUGAUCGCAAAGCGAGAGGCGCCGCCGCCGCGAAGGCACCCUGACCCCCACCAGGCUUGAGGUUGGAUGCUGUGCCCGCCGCCGCCGUCGCCAUGAGCACCAUCUCGCCUACCGACUACGACAACCUGGAGAUUCAGCAGCAGUACAAUGACAUCAACAACCGCUGGGACCUGGCCGCCGAGACCGACUGGGACAACGAGAACAGCUCGGCCCGCCUCUUCGAGCGCUCGCGCAUCAAGGCGCUGGCCGACGAGCGCGAGGCGGUGCAGAAGAAAACCUUCACCAAGUGGGUGAACUCGCACCUGGCCAGAGUGACGUGCCGCAUCGGGGACCUCUACACCGACCUGCGCGAUGGCCGGAUGCUCAUCCGCCUGCUGGAGGUGCUGUCCGGAGAGCAGCUGGUCAGUGCGCCCCAGCCUCCUGCCCUUGCCCCUGCCCCUGCCCUCACUUCCGCCUCUCUCCCCCUCUGUCCCUGUCCUUGA